Messenger RNA from Tachysurus vachellii, 2532 nucleotides. It is a transcript of the gene wdpcp, whose product is annotated as WD repeat containing planar cell polarity effector. The coding region runs from base 159 to 2285 and encodes 708 amino acids. The transcript is spliced from 19 exons. Gene Ontology annotation, biological process: establishment of protein localization; cilium organization; nervous system development. Gene Ontology annotation, cellular component: axonemal basal plate. NCBI's taxonomy places the organism in Eukaryota, Metazoa, Chordata, Actinopteri, Siluriformes, Bagridae. The record is from RefSeq and is a predicted model, not a curated record.
AAAAACACAACACACAAAGUUUGGUCCUGUUGCUUAGAAGCGUCCAGGCGCCGAAAUCGUGAUCUGAGACAUCAGUGUGAGACUUGUGUGUGUGUUACACUGGAAAUCUGCACAAAAAAAGACUACCAAUCCAGUCUAUAAGGCUUCACUGUCAUCUGAUGGCGUUCUGCUUAGCUGAGCUGAACCUGUGGUCCUCAAGGAGCAGUCUGAAUGUGCAAGAUACAGAUAUUGGCACGUUCCAGUUUUAUGAGAAAGGGGACUCAGUUUUUCCUGCAGAUCAGCAUUACUACAGUGAGAAGCAGAACUUUACAGAGACACGAGGUUACCCGUGGUUCCUGAGUAACCGUCGUCCAGAGAGGUUGAGGGACGCCCUCAAGGAACUGGAGGAGUUGUUACAGUCCAAUUCCUGUGUUUGUACCAAAUGGAGAACAAAGCAUUGUUGCCAGAUGCUGUUGAGCUCAGGUGUUUUAGUGACCCUCACUCUGAGUGGAGUUCAGUUAGAGAGAGUGGGCAUCGACAAAACACUGGUGGGACGACUACCUGCUGAGACCAUCAAUCACGCGGUGAUCGGUGAACGCUUCCUCCUUCUCACCCUGGCAGAGAAGAGUCAGGUGUGUCAGGUGUACCUGGGUAGGCGGAGCCAGAGUUCCCCUGAGCUCUCAGCAUGGCGCCUUGAGAAGCUCUCAGCUGCCGAUAUUAAGGUCUCAUCCUUGGAGCUGGCAGGAGGAGGCGGCCGUCGUACAAGCAGGCGCGUGGCACUGAGCCGUGCUCAGGACGUGGGUGUGUGCUGGUGGCAAGGCGGGCAUGACGAAGUGUGGCCUUGGUCACCAGCUCCCAGUGCCUCAGAGCGGGCCAAUCUGGUACUGCUGGGCUUUUCAGAAAGUCCUGGUCUUAUGGUUCUGAGCUCCAUACGCACCGGUGGUGAACCUUUGGACUGUUGCUUCAGCCUGACCCAACCCUAUCAGAUACUCACAGUGGAGCUGCACAAGGAGGCCCACAGCUCCACCGCAGAGCUACGUGAGGACCAAAUUCACUCUACCAUUGGGAUGCAUGAGGAGGCUCAUGUCACUCAAACAUGUGUGUAUGAGCGUGCUCGUGGACGUUUGCAGCACCUCUCAGCUACAACUUUAUCUCUAUCUUCUGUUCCUGUGUCUUGGUGCCGCGACCCAAGUGAGCGCUGGCUUCUGCUGGGACUCCAGGACUCCUCUGUGGUGUUGGUCCACAUCGAAACAGGCCUCCAGACUCGUGUUACCUGCCCCAUGCUCCCCUCUUUACUGGUCUGGCAUCCUGAUGGAGGCUUGAUUGUAGUGGCCGGGGGACAGGGUGAACUGCAGGGUUUUGAUUUGGGACUCAGCCCUCUCCAACUGAAGCUCGUAUCCGAGGAGGACGUCGUCGGAACGAGUCUGCAGCUGGCCAAGCAUGUGAGAAUAUCCAGUGGGUUGGAGGGUCUGGAGUGGGCGCACUCACCGGUGUCACAGGGUGCAGAGGGGCUGGAAGUGCACGAUCUCCUGAUGCUCAGGUUCCACAGAGGUCCAGUGGCUGCUAUGAGACUCAGACUAGGUGUACUAAACGGUGCCCAGCUUGGGGCAGGUGAACUCCUGCAGCAUCGCCUGCGCUGUGAAGAGGUGGACGCUGCUCUGAGCAUUCUGGGUAAUAUGGACUGGUGCAUGAUGGGAGCAGACUGCUAUCGUGGUCUCAUCUCAGUGACUGAUCACCUGCUCAGAAAACCACUGAACGAGCAGACAGAAGCUCAGUUAGAAGCUGCUCUGGGGAUGUUCUACUCUCCGUCCAGAGCCUUAACAGACACAGUCAUACUGGAGUAUCGAGGCCCCAUCAUCCCGUAUGCACGGCGAUUCUUCCAUCACCUGCUCAGGCACCAGCGCUUUGAGAAGGCUUUUCUCCUGGCUCUGGACAUCGGCGCUCGGGACCUGUUCAUGGACCUGCAUUUCGUGGCCCGGGACAGCGGCGAGCCCGUGUUGGCCGACGUGGCCCGACGGAAGGCUCAGGAGCUGGGUGGAGAAGGUGAGCCCAAGCCACAGAAUGGAGUGUGUGUCACCCCCAUUAGCACACACACUGAAUGGACCAACCCCAGUAAAGCACACAGGAACACGAGAGUUGACUCUAAGGGAAAGAUGGACAAGGAGCUGGAAGAAGACUUCUCUGAGACACCGAUAAAUCCUGCCAUCUUGCCCUGGACUCAAACAGAACUCACGCUUACUGGCCACGACGCUCAGGUGUCCAAAGACUCCGGGCAGCUGAAAGUCAUUCAUUUUGGUUUAGUAUGAAUUUUACACACAUCAUCGUACUGCGUGUGUAAACGUGUAUAUUAGCUGCAACAUGGUGAACACACGACGCUCGCUUCUCUCAGGAGCUCCACUGACGUUUAUACUUCCGUUCUAGAAGCUGUUACAAGAUUUCAACACUAUAAGGAUUUCACAAAAAAAAAUAAAAAACAAUAAAAAACAGGAAAAAAUAUUUUCAAUAAAUGCCUGUAUUUUUAUUUUUUGUAAAUAAAAGUCUUUCGAAUUGAAA